This is a messenger RNA of Seriola dumerili (greater amberjack), 1855 nucleotides long. It is a transcript of the gene ruvbl2, whose product is annotated as RuvB like AAA ATPase 2. The coding region runs from base 119 to 1498 and encodes 459 amino acids. The transcript is spliced from 14 exons. Lineage: Eukaryota; Metazoa; Chordata; Actinopteri; Carangiformes; Carangidae. The record is from RefSeq and is a predicted model, not a curated record. Gene Ontology annotation, biological process: chromatin remodeling; box C/D snoRNP assembly; regulation of transcription by RNA polymerase II. Gene Ontology annotation, molecular function: ATP hydrolysis activity; ATP binding; DNA helicase activity. Gene Ontology annotation, cellular component: Ino80 complex; R2TP complex; Swr1 complex.
UCUUCGGACACAUUUGCCCUGCGCACCUUCAGAAAGAAGCGCCGCAUUCUCACAUUUUCACGAGUGUGGCUGUACAGGAGUUAGGACACUUGUGUUUUUUGCGUCUUCCUCAGUAGAGAUGGCGGCUCCGAAGGUUCCAGAGGUUCGUGACAUUAUGCGGAUCGAAAGAAUUGGUGCACAUUCUCACAUCCGUGGCCUUGGUUUGGAUGAUGCUUUGGAGCCAAGACAGGUCUCUCAGGGGAUGGUUGGCCAGCUGGCCUCCCGUCGGGCAGCAGGAGUCAUUCUGGAGAUGAUCAAAGAUGGCCACAUCGCGGGCAGGGCUGUACUGAUUGCCGGCCAACCUGGCACAGGAAAGACUGCCAUUGCCAUGGGCAUCGCCCAGUCUCUUGGCUCUGAUACACCCUUCACAGCACUGGCUGGUAGUGAGAUCUUCUCUCUGGAGAUGAGCAAAACUGAGGCACUCAGCCAAGCUUUUAGGAAAGCUAUCGGAGUGAGGAUCAAAGAAGAAACGGAGAUUAUUGAAGGAGAAGUGGUGGAAAUCCAGAUUGAUAGACCAGCCACUGGAACGGGUGCUAAGGUGGGCAAGCUGACUCUGAAGACUACUGAGAUGGAGACGAUAUAUGACUUGGGCAACAAGAUGAUUGACAGUCUCAGUAAAGAGAAAGUACAAGCAGGAGAUGUUAUUACCAUUGACAAAGCCACUGGAAAGAUCAGCAAGCUGGGCCGCUCCUUCACCAGAGCCAGAGACUAUGAUGCCAUGGGAGCUCAGACACAGUUUGUACAGUGUCCAGAGGGAGAGCUGCAGAAGAGGAAAGAGGUGGUCCACACAGUGUCCCUCCAUGAGAUAGACGUCAUCAACAGCCGUACACAAGGCUUCCUGGCUCUCUUCUCCGGAGACACUGGAGAGAUCAAGUCUGAAGUCCGCGAGCAGAUUAAUGCUAAAGUGUGUGAAUGGAGGGAAGAGGGCAAGGCAGAGAUCAUUCCAGGGGUGUUAUUUAUUGACGAGGUCCAUAUGCUGGACAUGGAGUGCUUUUCCUUCCUGAACCGGGCCCUGGAGAGUGACCUGUCCCCAGUUCUCAUCAUGGCCACCAACAGAGGCAUCACGCGUAUCCGCGGCACAAACUAUCAGAGCCCUCAUGGCAUCCCCAUUGACCUGCUGGAUCGCCUGCUCAUCAUCGCCACCUCCCCUUACUCGGAAAAAGAGACGAGGCAGAUCCUCAAGAUCCGGUGCGAGGAGGAGGAUGUGGAGCUGAGCGAGGAGGCUCACACCGUCCUGACUCGCAUCGGCAUGGAGACGUCACUGCGCUACGCCAUUCAGCUGAUCAGCACUGCAGGACUGGUGUGUCGCAAACGCAAGGGGACAGAAGUUCAGGUGGAGGACAUUAAAAGAGUCUAUUCUCUGUUCCUGGAUGAGGCCAGAUCCUCUCAAUACAUGAAGGAGUAUCAGGAUUCCUUCCUCUUUAAUGAAACACAAACUGCUUCCAUGGACACCUCAUAAUGAAGACGACUGCUUUAUUUUCUUACUCUGUGAAGUUUUUAUGUUGUCGAUUGUCCUCUGCAGUCAAUUCAGAACAGGUUUUUACUUAAAUUUGAAUUCAGCAGUGAAUUACAUUGAAGAUGGAAGACUGAAGAUAGAAUCAAAUGUAUGAUAUUCCUCACGUUUCUUCUCUGUUCAACUUAAAUAUUUGAAUUCAAAUAUAUUUACUGAAAUUUGGCUUAAUUCUGAAUUUAGCACAAUUCUGUUCAUCACCGAGGCCUUGUGGCAGGAAUAUCCAUUCCUUCAGUGUUUUGUUUUUUUUUGACUUUACAAUGGUUUAUUUGUAUGAAAAUUAUUAAACAGGCUUUUAUAAGCGCA